AUGGCGAAAAGUUAUUUUUUUUCGCAAAGCCAGAGUUUAAAAUUGAAAUUUGGAGAAGCCUCCUUUGAUUUUCUCACUGAUUUUCUUGUUAAUCUCAACAAAAGAAACAAAGAAAACCUCAACAGUUUAUCAAAAUGUAGCGGAGAGUUCAAAGAUAAAAGACUAAUGGAAUACAUCUUCCUGAUAACACAAGAACUCCGACUUGAUCCGCUGGCUGGAUACCAUGCCAUUGAGUUACUUCAAAGGUUCAUGGUGAAGCACCUUACAGAUUUGUUGACCACACCCACACCUGAAGGUGCAGCUGCUGAUCAACCAGGAAGUUCUGAGGACGCUGUGUUUGACAAGGUCAAGGACAAAUUCCCCCUCAUCGUCUUCUCCUGCGUGCAACUUGCAAGCAAACUGUCUUUGCACAGUCAAAUAAUCGACAACAGCACAGCUGUGCGCUUUCUGCAUUCAGUCGGCCUCAGUGUCUCCAAGCAGACUCUCCUGGAAUCAGAGCUGAUGGUCUUAAAGGGGCUUGAAUUCAGACUAAAUGCUCCGAACCCGCUGACAUAUGUGGAAAUCCUUCUGGAGGUGCUUGGACACAAUGAGCCGUCCGUCCCCGUUGAGCGCCUGCAUCAACUGUGCCACCAUGUUCUCCAGUUCGUCAGCCUGCAGAGGACUUCCAUCUACGACUCCUUGUUAGUGACUACCACUCAGUGUGUCAGCCCAUCCAGAGAACAAAGAGAGAAGUUUGUGACAGUGACGGAGGAUUGCAUGCUUCUUGGUGUUGCUGUCAUCGCCGUGGCAACAUUCAUCCUCUAUGACAGGAAAUGGGAACAGGUCGUUGGAGAACUGAGCCACAUCACAGGAAUCUCGAGGAGGAGCAUCAGCGACUUCGCUCACGUGACGUUGACGCACAUUGUUAGAACCGAUUUCUCUGUAACAUCAACCUGA
Anoplopoma fimbria (sablefish) is the source of this 936-nucleotide messenger RNA. It is a transcript of the gene cntd1, whose product is annotated as cyclin N-terminal domain containing 1. The transcript has 7 exons. Gene Ontology annotation, biological process: reciprocal meiotic recombination. The record is from RefSeq and is a predicted model, not a curated record. Bases 1 to 936 code for a protein of 311 amino acids. Gene Ontology annotation, cellular component: site of double-strand break. NCBI's taxonomy places the organism in Eukaryota, Metazoa, Chordata, Actinopteri, Perciformes, Anoplopomatidae.